AACGGAUUCACAGAUGACCCUGGUUCUGCCUGAAGCUGAAUUUAAAGCCAUCUGACCAGCAGAGGGUGGUAAAAUUUCACUUUUAAGUAAAGUAGCGCAAAUUGUGCUGAAUGGAAUCCCCUGACUUGUUUGGCAAACUCAUAUUAUGGGAACAUUUCACUGGAUUUACCAGCACAGGCCGCAUUAUUUGAUUACUCUCAUCUUUGGGAGAUCCUCGAACCUUGAACUAGAACUACCAGCAACUCGUAAGCCCUUCUGUGGUCAAAAACAGUAAGUUGACACUUCCACAAGUGGGUUGGCCACCUGAAUUAACAGCACGCCAAGCCCCCGAAAUAUGUCUGCAGAGCGGAUGUCAAGAAAAAACAGAGCAUUACCUCAGUCCUGUGUCACUGUUCAGACACAGAGAAGAGACUGCUCUGAUCGGACUGCUACACCAUUCACUCCUUUGGGAUCUCAGGUUUCUUGCCAGCUCAUCUGGUUGCAAUGGGAGGGAACACAACUGAAAAUAACCCAACGAAUCUCAGCAUAGGUCUCCGUGCCUACCUGCUGGUUAUCCACACCGUGACGCUGUUUGGUGGGACCCUGGGGAUCGUCUUCAUGGUCAGAUUCCUGAGGCGGAGCAAGAACAAGCUCUCCAUCACCACCACCAUCAUCAUCAACCUGAUGAUGGUCCACGGCCUCUUCCUGCUGACCGUGCCCUUCCGCAUCGACUACUACGCCACCAACACCUGGCGCUACUCUUUCGAGUUCUGCAACCUGGUGAACAUCGCCAUCCACACCCACCUCUACAUCUCCUUCUUCUUCUACGUGGCCAUCCUGGCGGUGCGCUUCCUGCCCACGCGAGACUGCCACCCCCUGACAGCUUUCGUCACCAGCGUGGCAGUCUGGAUCGUCUUCACGAUCACCAUUUUCCCGCCUCUCUUGCUGAACUACGGAAAACGGGGGAACUACAACAAAUCACAGUGCUUCCAGUUCCAUGUCGAGAUCAAGGAAUACGUGAAGUGGCUCGACAUCAUCAUAGCCACCAUGGUGAUACUGAUCUCUGCGGUCAUCAUGACAAUACAAAUGCUGUUUCUGGCCAAGGUGGCCCAGUCCAACCCGGGAAACCUGUUCUCGCAGCAGGAAUUCCGGGCCCAGCUGAAAAAUCUGACCUUCCUCGCCUUCUUGGUUAUGUGCUUCCUGCCGUACCAUGCCUUCAGAAUCUACUAUGUGCUACACGUCGAUGGCAGGAACUCCAGGCACAAUGAGAUCUACCUGUCCCGCACAACGCUGUGCUGUCUGGACCUACUCACUUUCUUGGCCAUUUAAGGGGGAAUGGAUGUCUUGGAGUUGUGUAGCCCUGUCUUAAAGUAUACAUAUGUGCAGCUUAAAUAGCAUUUGUGGCAUACUAUUGCAUAUUCUUCCAGUUCAGCCUGUUGUGCUCAUUCAGUCUAAUCAUGGCACUGAUCUUACCUUUUGUGAAUCUGGUGUGAAUAUGACCUUGUUCAUAGAUGGGGCAGAAAUCAAUAUGCAAUACAAAUAAUUGCAAUGACAAUGUUGGAUUAACAAAAUCCAAGCUGCUUAACAACUUUUCAUUACUUCUUAUGAGUUUCAGGACUACCAUCUUGACCAAUGAAAAUAAUUGAGGGUGUUGAUGGCAAUUUCUCAUACUAAUGAUCUAAAGAAGCUCAUGUCAUUUGUGUUUAUUUUCCUUCAAUCUUCAUAGAACUUUUGCAUCAGAAUUAAAAUGUUUAUGAAAAUAACAAAAUAUUAAAGUGGUGUCCACGCAUAUAGUGUAUGUUGUAAAAAUAAUAAACUUACUUCAGUAUUUCAAAUUAAAUUUGGUAAUUAACAUAUGGUACAUUGCAUCAACCAUGAACUUGA
Anguilla rostrata (American eel) is the source of this 1863-nucleotide messenger RNA. Its product is annotated as probable G-protein coupled receptor 141. The transcript is spliced from 2 exons. Gene Ontology annotation, biological process: G protein-coupled receptor signaling pathway. The record is from RefSeq and is a predicted model, not a curated record. Bases 484 to 1308 code for a protein of 274 amino acids. Lineage: Eukaryota; Metazoa; Chordata; Actinopteri; Anguilliformes; Anguillidae. Gene Ontology annotation, cellular component: membrane. Gene Ontology annotation, molecular function: oxysterol binding; G protein-coupled receptor activity.